This is a messenger RNA of Haliaeetus leucocephalus (bald eagle), 5975 nucleotides long. RefSeq names its product arrestin domain containing 1 (gene ARRDC1). Gene Ontology annotation, cellular component: cytoplasm. The transcript has 8 exons. Bases 1 to 1173 code for a protein of 390 amino acids. Gene Ontology annotation, biological process: protein transport. Gene Ontology annotation, molecular function: ubiquitin-like ligase-substrate adaptor activity; ubiquitin protein ligase binding. The record is from RefSeq and is a predicted model, not a curated record. Lineage: Eukaryota; Metazoa; Chordata; Aves; Accipitriformes; Accipitridae.
AUGCCUGGCUCCUUAUGGGCCAUCAAAGUGAGCUGCGUUGGAUCCUGUGGGGUGUCUAACAAGAUCAAUGACACAGCAUGGACCGUGGAGGAGCAAUACUUUAACAGCACACUGUCUCUGGCAGACAAAGGGGUCCUGACAGCUGGAGAGCACAACUUCCCCUUCCAGUUCCUGCUGCCAGCCUCUGCUCCUACAUCGUUUGAAGGCCCUUUUGGCAAGGUCCUCCAUCAGGUGAAAGCUGUGAUAGACACACCUCGCUUCUCCAAGGACUACAAGUGCAACAAGAUCUUCUACAUUCUCUGCCCUCUCAACUUGAACGACAUCCCUGACAUUGAGCAGCCCAACACUAUGUCAAUCACCAAGAAGUUCAACUACAAGCUUGUGAAAAGUGGCAACAUUAUCUUGACUGCCACCUCGGAUCUGAAAGGUUACAUCGUGGGGCAAGCAAUCCAGCUCCGCACGGACAUAGAGAACAAAUCGGGCCGGGACACUGGGGCUGUCGUAGCCAGUCUGCUCCAGAAAGUGGCUUAUAAAUCCAAGCGCUGGAUUUAUGACCUGAGGACCAUUGCGGAGGUGGAAGGCUCAGGAGUGAAAGCCUGGAAACAUGCAGAAUGGAAGGAGCAGAUCCUCGUUCCGGCACUGCCCCAGUCUAUUCUGCAGGGCUGUAGCCUCAUACAUAUUGACUACUACAUCCAGGUUUCCCUCAAGUCGCCAGAGGUUUCAGUUACUCUCCCCAUUUAUAUUGGUAACAUUGCUGUGAACAGGGUGCCUCUGAGCCCCUCCCAGUCCAUCCAGCACAUACCGUCUGCAGUGGUACCCAGUGCCCCCCCGGAGGAAGAGGAGGCUGCCAGUGGUUAUCAUCCGAUGGACAAUGUCUCGAUCCCCACCAAAAGCCAUUCCCAGCAGCAGCCAUUUAGCUAUGCCCCAGGACUGAGCUUCCAGGAGAUAAGGGUGGACUCGGAGCAGACAGGCUCCCCAAACCAUCCAACGCUCUGCCUGUCGACAGGAGCCACUGUCCCUUACUAUGCUGAGGGGAACGUGGUGCCCGUCCCCACGGCCAGCUCUCUCAUUUUGCCUCCGGAGUACAGCACGUGGGGCUACCCAUACGAGGCGCCUCCAUCCUAUGAGCAGAGCUGCAGCAGUGCCAACUCCAGCAUCAGCAACGGCAACUAGCCUCCCCUGCUUUGAGUCCCGCUGGCGCUGCCCACCCCCAGGCGCCACGGUUCACCUGCCUACUGCAAAGUCUGGUACAGCACAAGGCGUCUUUUUAUCUCUCUGGCUGCUUGGUGGGGUAAAUGGCACAUCCCAGCCUGGGCUUUUUAAGUCUCUUUCUAGGUGUGGGGAGAAAACAAAAAGGGCAGCCAGAGCAGCUUGCAUGUGUGUGUAGGAGAGGUCUGAGAAACUGAACUGUCUCCUUCUGCUGCACCGAGUGCUGGAGAACCGGUUUUGCCCCAGGGAUGCCCUCUGCAGCAGCCUGUGUUUAAAGUACUGUAGUCAACACUAACUGCUUUACUAUCAAAGCACCUGCGAUGCCUUAUCUGAAAUGCUCCUGACUUGGCAUGUCUCCACUGUAGGUGAAGGCUGGGCUGUGUGGACAUUUUCUUCUCUUUUAGGGGCCAUGUGCUCUCCAGAAAUGGUUUUGACAGCCCUUCCUCCUUGUUCUCAUAGGUCCUAAGGGUAGCUGAAACAGGAGGUUUCUUGGAGUAAGCAGGUUUGGAAGGUCAGGGACUCUUAAAAAGCCAAAAGCACAAGCCCUCGCUAUACUUGUGUUGUGGGGUGAGUGACCGGCAGCCUUCGGUCCUCUUGCAGUGGGCUGCACCACUGCCUGCAUGCAGUGAGAGGAGAGCAGGCUCUGGCAGCAAGGAGCUUGCUGGGGCACUUGCUCAUAACCCAAGAGGCCCUGAUGAGCUGUGGAGGGAGAGCCUGGUGUUACCAUGGGGUGCCCACCAGCCAGCUUCUGGCCUUUUUCAGCAAGGGUGACUUUUCUCUGAAAAGCCCUGUAGGAGAGAGUCCAUCCUUGCUUGCUGCUAGACUGCAGCACCCAGGAUGAACAGCGCUAGUCAGUCUGCAAGUGGGGGGGACCAGAUCCCCCGUGUCCCAUCUCCCACCCCUGCAGGGUGCUCUCUCCAUCUCAGCUGCCACUGCCUUCGGCAGGCCAGAAUUACAUGACAAUCAAGUUACAAAAGUCUGUCCGAUGCUACCUCUGAGUCUGCCCAAGGACCUUGUCCAUGGAAGCCCUUCCUUCUGGGAUGACACUCCCUCGAGGCUCAGCCUGGGGUCUCCUGCAGGAGCAGUCAAUGCUGCCAAGCCAGUGUGCAAGGGUGCUUGGCCUGGGGACUGUUAUCUCUGUGAGCUGGUACUGGUUUACCGCUUGUCUCCUGAGCCGCCUCUCGAGCCACAGCAGGAUGUGAAAAUGAGUGAAUGGGAACACAAAGUGCUACACCUCAUUUGCAGCCUCCGCUGGACCUGGCAGGUCGGGGGAAGAAGCUGGUGGAUGUAAAACAACACUUUUCUUUUGCGCUUUUCCCCCCUACUUGUUUAGCUUUUUUAGUAUUGACUGCCCAAGCUGAGGAAACCACAAACCAGAUACUUAAGAGCCGCUGGCAUCCAGCCACAGCUGAAACUGUGGACUGCAGAACUUUGGCACCUCUGAGAAUUGGUCUCCAUGCUGCCUCAUGCUGGGCAGGCAAUAUUUAACAAACUUGUUAGGAGCACUACAGCCUCUGCCUCCUCAUUUUAGCCUGCCUCUGCACACCCCUGGCAGGCAGCUAGGGACAUACCCUGCUUUGCACUCUUUCUUUGCAAAUGCUUUUUAUCUUAUUUUAUUUUUUUUUAAGUGUUGAACUGCUUUAAUUAUAGUGUAGAGAAGGUGCCAUUCUGAGCAGUGCUGGCACAACAUGCACCAAUGUUGAUAGAAUGAUUGUCAUUGUUCCUGAAUAUAUAUAUAUAUGAGAUGAAGUUUUGUUUUUAAUGAUUGAAUUCAGAAAUACAAAUUUUAAUGCUGUAUUUAAUAAAUUAUUCUAAGAGAAAUGCUGUGCUUUUUUAUCCAUUUCUGAUGCUUAUCCAUGUGCCUGUUCAUGCCAAAUCCAGGAAUGCACUUUGCUGACUUCUUACAAAAUGAAGCAAGUUUUUUGCUCUCACCAGGAAGGAUGGUGACUUCUGCCAAGGCAGCUCGGGGGCAACAAGCAUGGUGCAGCCUGACUGUGGUGCUGGGCUCAUAGUUCCAGAUGGUUGGAGGGAGUUUGGCACCGUGUGGGCUCAGGUCUGGAGAGAGCAGCCACUGCACUGCUGCUUCCCUGGCCCUGGGUCCCAAAGCCAUGGUUUGUCCAAGUGGCCCAUGGGUCUUGGGCAGUGCUCUCUGCUGUCUGACUGGAGAGGUGGGCUGGUGGGGAGGAAGGGGAGAGUGGAAUCUCCCUUCAGGAGAACAGAGAUGGAACAGCCAAGGUCUGGCUGGAAGGGCUGGAGACCACCAGCCCAUGCCCUCUCCUAAAGAGCCAUUUGGAAUAAACUUACUUAAAAUGGAAGAAGGCUCCUCCCCACACCCACAGUUUGGUGAUACCAUGUCUGAAGCAUGUAGGUGUUGCCUAAAUGUUGUCAUUGUGAGUAGCCUUAGGUGUGAUCUGUGUCUCAGACACGAGGAUCCUUCUUCACCCUCUGCUCAACUUAUGCUUCUGUCCAGCUUUUAUUAUUCAAGACUCUCUCCUUUGUCUGGUGGUCUGUGCCUGCCAUGAAAAGUAUCCUUGAUAUGCAGCAGGUCAAAGGCAGGUGCUUGUUUGUUCGUAACAGUAUGUCUCUUCCCCAAUGCUCUUCCUCCCAGUUAGUUGAACCUGCUUUGCCUGGCUCAGCCUGUAGCUCCUGUGGCCUUCCUUGCUGUUGGCAGUACCUAUCCCUUCUUUCAGCCCUCAACCCAAAUCCCUUCCACACCUCUGGAAAAAUUCCUACGAGCCAUCAAUCCUUCUGGAAGUGCUGGGUUGGGCUACAGGCUCCUAACCCAGCUGGGGUCUGGGAGAGGCAGCCUGGGCUGGGACUGGAUUCCCGGUUCCUUGUUCUCCAUCCCUGAAGCUGAGCUGCUGGUGACGUGUCCAGCUCAUGUUCCUUGGCUGGAAAACUGGAAUGCUGUUUGGUUACUGUGGCCAGAGCCCCUGGGAUGCCCUUCUAUACCCCCAGCCAGUGUCUGUCCUCCUCGUUUAAACUUUAUAGCUGGGAAUGCACUGUUAAUGGUGGAGGCUGUGGAGAGGAGAGGCCAGCUGCAUCUCACACAGUUCCUGUGUUCUGCCCUGUGUCUCUGCAAGUGCUCCUGUGCACCUGAGCUUGCUCUCCCAGAUUGUAUUUGCUAGAGACUGGUCCUUCACCUCUUGCUGUACGUGGUGUCCCCUUUGCAAAGCAAGGAGCAAACGGGCACACUCUUCUUCAUUGGUGAGGAGUGUCCAUCUCCGCUGGCUGCUGUGGAGGGAGCAGGAACGAGCUGGAGCUAGACCUCAUGGUAGUCCUUGUUCUUUUGGAUGCUAGGGCUGGGCACACACAGGUCCUGCAGAGAGAGGCCUCGCUCAGACCUGUGAGGCAGCACCAGACAGGAUGCAGCAGGACAUCACCCUAAGUUUGUCUCUGAGCAACCUCACUGUUGUGCAAGCAGACAGAAAUAACUGGCAAAGCACUGUGGUUUUCAACGUUCCUGCCCAGCUUUGCCUGUUCCCCAGUGCUGCGGCAGGGAAUUGAAGCCUGACACAAAGAGCCUUGUUCAUGAUUCACAGACCCCUUUGAAACGGUCCAGGACUGCAGGAUGGAGAAGUUAGUCCAGCUCUUCUUAAACCUACCCACAGUUGUAGCCUCAGGGUGCUAUGGCAGCAAGGUCCUCAGGGUAUACGAGUACUUUGGAUGAGCACGAUGGGGCUAAAACCAAUGUUUGGGUCUGAGUAUGGUCCCCUCUGGAGAGGGCAAGUGGACAAUCCCUCUGUCCUCUGACUCGCUGCUGUCUCUUCUCUGCAGCAGCCUCUCUGGCUUCAACCUCUUUAAGUCCUGGGGAGCUCCUGUAGGCCCCGAGUUACCCCUCUCUCCUCUUUCUGAACUCUGGAAUAAAGAGGAAAAAAGCCCAUUUUUUCCAAACUCAGCUCUGGGUAAAAAACUUCAGUGCACAGGAAUUCAUUCAAAUUCCUGGCUCAAAUUUUUUACGCAAUUGGUUUUGGUUUUGUUUAAAAUGGGGAGGGGAAGUGGUGGAGCGUGAGUGAAGCUUGUGAACUAAUUGUUUCCAAACUCAGCAAUCAAUGGAAAAUACCAAAAUUAUCUUCCGUUUUUUUUUUUCCCUGCUGCUGCUUUUUUGUCCUUCAUGGCUUUGUCCUUGUCCCACUCUCCACAUGUGCCACCUCCAUAUUUUUGGCUUUUUCCGUGUUGUGUCCUGCUAAACUCUGCUUUGGCACCUGUUGUCCCACUGCCUGCAGGAGAUGGGGAAAGAGGAGACAGGGGAUGCAAAGGCUCUUCUUUUUGUUGGAUGGUGAUUCUUUUUUAGUUUUCCACUGAACUUCCAGUAGUUUUGUAAAAGUUAAGUAUUUUCUCCUAGGAAGUUUUCCUGUUGAGCCAGCACAAGAGAGGAGAUAAAGGGUGUUCUGGGGUCCAUUGGGUUUUUAUGCUGUAUUUUAAAAUAUUUCCAACUAUCUGCAACAGGAAUGUCCCAUCCUUCCUCCCCAAGAGAGGCUGGUGGGGUAAAGCCCUCAAAACUUGUGCCCUUUCUUGUACCAAUACUCGUGGCUGUAAUUCUUUAUUCCUGUGGUUCUCUUUACAGAUUUUGGGGUUUUAUACAACAACAUUUAUGAUGGCUCUGUUCAACCUAAGACUUCUGUGCAAUUUAUUACUGGGUUUUAAAAUGUAAACUAUCAGUUUUACAUGUUUACCACGGCUUCUGGGGAGUAUUUUUGUCCUGGGUUUUAAACCACCAAAUGUAGAGAACUGAAAAACGUAAAUAAAGAUCUCCUUUUUUAAGA